Drosophila rhopaloa is the source of this 591-nucleotide messenger RNA. RefSeq lists its product as uncharacterized. Lineage: Eukaryota; Metazoa; Arthropoda; Insecta; Diptera; Drosophilidae. Bases 1 to 591 code for a protein of 196 amino acids. The transcript has 3 exons. The record is from RefSeq and is a predicted model, not a curated record.
AUGAACCAAGACCCCGACUGUUGCCCUUCUUCCCCCUCUGGAGUCACAGUUCUGGAGUGCAGUUCGAGUUCGGGAAGUCUGCAUCUGGAUGGACUGCAGCAGGAAGAUGGCCAGCCAGAUUCUUCCACCUAUAAACUCACGAAUGUGAAUUGUGAAAGCUUCAACAAAUCGUGGGUUACGAUUAAUGAGUGCCGCUUGAAGGCGAUGAGCAGAAAUAGAACUGUUUUUAAUUUUAAUGCCACAUUUCAUCAUCCUGCUAGCCACAUUAUUCAAGACUAUAGAUAUUUUAAAAGGGAGAAUGGAUAUAAGCCAUGGCUGUACCGAAAAAAAAUCGACGGCUGUCGAUUUUUAAGGAAGCCCUAUGAUGCGUUGACGAUAUUGAUAUACAACGCUUAUAAGCCCUUUUCAAAUAUCAAUCACACGUGCCCAUUUAAAGGUGAUAUUCUAAUAAGGGGAAUGUAUCUCACCACUGAGAUUAAAACUCUUCCGUAUCCAACCGGCGAAUAUAUGGUGCAAUUGAACUGGCUUUUCUAUCGGAAAGUUCAGUUUGUAACCAACGUUAGUUUCCAAUUCGUAGAAGAUUUCUUUUGA